AUGUAUUUUUUAUUAUGUGUCUUAAUAAUUAUGAUUCCAAUUUGGUUGUUAUAUUUAUCAAUACGAUGUCGGUUAUACAUUAUAAACAUUCCAAUGCCACGUUGCAAUUUACUGUUUGGACACGCAUUCGAAUUUUUGGAUAAAAAACGCAUUUUAUCUAAAUUCACUGAAUAUUGUAUUGAAUACGGAGGUAUAUAUAAAAUCUACAUUCCUCCAAAAUUACCAACGUUAAUUAUAUCUGAUCCUGAGUUGAUUCAACAACUAACUACAACUCAUUUAGAAAAGUCCCUCGAUUAUAAGGUUUUUAAAAGAUGGAUAGGUCAAGGUCUUUUAACUGCUGACGUAAAGGUUUGGAAAACCAACAGAAGGCUCAUAACACCUUGUUUUGGUCGCCUUAGUACAUUGAUAAGUUUCGUUGAUAUAUUUGAAAAGAAUGGAAACCAAUUGGUUAAUUAUUUAGAAAAUCAAAUGGAUAACAAUAGCAUCGAUGUCUUUCCCCUAAUUAAAAUAAUUACAUUGAAUUCAAUGUGUGAAACUUCAAUGGGCGUCUCAAAACUCAAUCCUGACUAUAUGCAGACGUACUGCCAAUCUAUGCAAAAACUCCUAAAAAUAUACAUCAACCGUCCGUCUUCAAUAAAAAGAUAUGAUUUUUUGUACCGACUUAGUAACGAUUACAUAGAGGAAGAAAAAGCAUUAAAAGUAGUUUCAGAAAUAUUUAAAAUGAUCAUGAAGGAAAAAAUUAAUAAUAAUGCUGAGAAAAACGUUGAUGAAGAGAACAGUAAUUUGAGUUUUCUGGAUAUGUUACUGGAAAUUCAAACCAAAUACGGUUUAUCUAAAGAGUACAUAAGAGAUGAAGUAAAUACAUUUUUAUUGGGAGGUCAUGACACAACUGCCACUGCCAUAGCCUUUACUCUUUACUCUCUUGCAAUGAAUCAACAUAUACAGGAUAAAGUUUUGGCUGAACAGAUCGAAUUAUUUGGCAGUUUUAAGGAAGAUUUAGAAGUGAGUCAUACGGAAUUGAAACAGAUGAAAUACUUGGAUCUAGUAAUAAAAGAAUCUCUAAGAAUGUUUCCACCUAUUCCUGCUAUAGGACGGAGAAUUACUAGCGAUUUUAAAUUGGGAGAUUAUGACCUACCAAAAAACAUGAAUGUCACCGUUUUUAUUUAUGGCUGCCAUCACAAUCCAAAAUACUUUCCAGAGCCGGAUAAGUUCAUUCCAGAAAGGUUUUUGGACUCUACACCUAGUUCGUUUAUACCUUUCAGUUUUGGUCCAAGGAAUUGUAUAGGAAACAAAUUUGCUAUGUUACAAAUGAAAAGCUGUAUCUCAAAAGUAGUGAGAUAUUUUAAAUUAUUGCCUCCGAAGCCCGAUUAUAAUAUGAAUCUUAUAAUUACGGCUACGCUCUUUUCCGAAAAUGGUAUCCGAUUAUCAUUGGAAAAACGAGUUUCAUCAGAAUAA
Psylliodes chrysocephalus is the source of this 1455-nucleotide messenger RNA. Lineage: Eukaryota; Metazoa; Arthropoda; Insecta; Coleoptera; Chrysomelidae. The record is from the annotation of a GenBank genome assembly.